AUGACUGUUACUUGUCCUGACCUGACGGGUAGCUGUUCCGACCUGAGCUUAUGCUGCGAUCGAAAUUAUGGCAAUUUUUUGAUAGGUUCUAGAUGCGCCAAUACAUAUUCUUGUGAUUUAUAUUAUAGUGAUUAUGGCGCUUGCACUUGCGAAAAGUACGUCAAGCCAGGGAUAUUGGCAGGAAUUGUUAUUGCAUGUAUCAUAGUAUUCGUGACCUGUGUUGCCCUUUUAAUUAUUCGGAGAAACAAAAGACGUCAAGAGAUGGGACAAUCUCAACAAAUGAUGGGACAAACACCACCAAUGUAUGCGCAACAACCACAACCACAACCACCACCUCAACCACCUCAACAAAUGUACGCGCAACCACCACCUCAACAAAUGUACGCGCAACCACCACCUCAACAAAUGUACGCGCAACAACCACCUCAACAAAUACCUCAAAAUACGAUGUAUAAAUAA
Molecule: messenger RNA, 459 nt
Organism: Acaulospora morrowiae
Lineage: Eukaryota; Fungi; Glomeromycota; Glomeromycetes; Diversisporales; Acaulosporaceae
Source: the annotation of a GenBank genome assembly